This is a messenger RNA of Polistes canadensis, 3918 nucleotides long. RefSeq names its product zinc finger matrin-type protein 5. The transcript has 3 exons. Gene Ontology annotation, molecular function: nucleic acid binding; zinc ion binding. The coding region runs from base 3301 to 3801 and encodes 166 amino acids. The record is from RefSeq and is a predicted model, not a curated record. Lineage: Eukaryota; Metazoa; Arthropoda; Insecta; Hymenoptera; Vespidae. Gene Ontology annotation, cellular component: nucleus; U12-type spliceosomal complex.
GUAUGUAAGUGUACAUGAUAAUAUUAAAAAAAAAAAAAGACGAAAAAGUUUUAAUAAUAAUAAUAAUUAAAAAAAGCACACAACACAAUCGGUCCUCGCGUUAUCCCCGAGCAAAACUCGAGCUUGAACGAAAAAUUGGAAAUAAAUAAAUAAAAAAAAACAAAAUAUUUAACUCCUUCGAGAAUAAAAAAGUUUUCGGUCGGUCGGUCCACACACCGCAUACGAAUUAAUUAAACGUAAAGCUCGCUGCUCUAAAGUAGCGAGUAGCAGUGUAUAGCGAAUUAGAGAGACGUUUGAUAAUCCAUUUGAAAGUUAUUAAUAUAUACAUAAAUAUAUAUAUAACGCGUAACAAGCACCCUCAUCUGACCACCUGCCCACCCAAACCACCUCCCCCUUUUUUCGAUAAACUUAUAUACUCUCUUUAUCGUAUAUAUUAUAUACGUAAAUUAUUAUUAUUAUUAUUAUUAUUAUUAUUAUUAUUAUUAUUAUUAAAGAGAUAAAAACACAAUUACAAUAAUAAUAGUUAUUAAGAAUAACGAUCAAACACUUUACCGAAUUGAAUAAAAUAUAAAUCAUUAUAAUAAUAAUAGUAACCUAUGGGAUGCGUACGUGUGAGACACAUUUCAAAAUUGAUAUUCCAUUAUUUUUUUGGUGUCAAAGAUACAAAACAAACAAUGUAUUUUUCUUAUGUAUUUCUAUGCUUUCAUCAAGCAAAAUUUGUUGCAACAAAUACGAGAAUGCAUAAUCAUGCAUUUGCAUAUAAUAAAAAACUUUGCGUAUAUUAUACGUUAUAACGGAUAUAAACGUAAACGCUUAUAAAUCUUAGUUAGCCGGAAUUAUAUUUAAAUUAUGAUAUCUUAAGGAAAAGAAAGAAAAAGAAAAAAAAAAAAGGAAUCAACCACGAGAUAUUUACGUUGAACGAACGAUCACAGAUCAGAUACUGCCAAGCAAACGACAAAAGUCAGUCAGUAUCAUAAAAAGUAAUUUUCAUUCUAGUCCUAUCUUUUAUUCCUAUUACUUAUAGAUAACAGAACAUGUAAAUGAUAUCGAAAAAAUGAUGAAUCAAUGUUUUUAGCAGGCCUAAAAACGUUUAACGUUCAUUGAAACGAAAAAAAAGAACGCAAGCAAGCUUCUUCGUUUAUCCGCGCGUUGAAAUUACUUUUCUUUUUUUAAAUACUAAUAAUAAUUAACACGCACAUAUAUAUACACACACACACGUAACCAGAAAAGACGAAGGAAAAACUAGAGGAACGAUUCAGCACGUUAGAUCAUUCUCGAUCUUUAAAAACAAAAUCGAAGAUUAAACUGCGAAAUGCACCAAGACACGAUUAUUUUUUAACAAUUGUAUAUUUAACAAUACAUAUACAUAUAUAUAUAUAUACAUAUUCGAUAAAGACAUAUUAUAGCGUGUCCGUGCUUCUAAGUGUACAGAGAAUUUCUUCUCGACAAAAAAAAUCUAUAUCUAAUUCUCAGAAGGAUCAAAAUUCAUGGAAUAAUUCACGUGAAUUGUAUAUUUCUCUUUGGGAUUGAAACUCUGUAUGGAGAAUUUAUUGUAAAAACAAAAUCUAUCAUAUUUUUCUCUCUCUCUCUCUCUCUCUCUCCUUUUUCUAUCCUUAUGAUAUCUUGAGAAAAUGUUUUAACGAAACGGGAAACGAACGAAACGUGCUGAAUUCGAAAUGUUUCAAAGUUAGAAUUGAACUUACACACACGCAUAAACUUUCUCGUUCUAUUCUAUUUCUUUUAUUAAGCUUAGACCUUUUUUCGUUAAUAAAUAAUUAAUUAAUUAAAGCGCGUAAAGAUAGCUCAACCUUUUUUUUUCGAAAUGAUCGUUCAAACGAUAGGUUUAAUAUAUUUCAGUAUUUUAAUGAGCUUGUACAUGUACGAAAUCCCAAAAGUGCGAUCAUGCGAAUAAUAUGUGAAAUUCUUUUCAAUAUGAUAUAAUAAAUCCGACUCGUCUGUGUGAAGCUUGAUAAAAAAAAAAUUACAUACCGAAAGUAUAAUAAAAAUUGAAAUGUUUUCACGGGAAGAACUUUAAUGAUCGUUUAUCGAAUUUCGAAAAUUUGCGAUAUGAGAGAUCGAUGCGACGAUCUAACGAAUAUUUUGUCCGAAUAAAAAUGAAGGAAAAAAAGAAAAAGAUAAAGAGGAACAUUGCGAUUAUAUAAAAUACGAUUAAGUGUAAUUUUUCGGCUAAUUUAAUCGUCCUCGUGUGUAGAGUGUGAUACACGAUAUAUCUCGAAUUUUAAAAUACAAAAUUUUCGGCUUUCUUAAGAAGACGAAAAAAAAGGAAAAUUAAGAAAGGCCAAAAAAAAAAAGAUACAUUCUACACACAUUCCACGUUAUUUAUAAAUUAUUAACAAAACUAUUUGCUUGUGUAAGAAGCUAAAAAAAAACAAUGUUUGACGAUCGUCGAAGAUGUUUGUCACGUUAAUUAAUUAUUCUAAUUAAAUAUCGGUGAGAAAAAUAUGUAAUUCAUCGAUGUGAAAAAAACACUUUGUGUGCUUCUCAACUACGCGAUCGGUAAGAAGAUUAACUUACAAAUUUUCAUAAAUUAUUAAGAUAUAUUUCUCACAUAUAUUAUAAUAAUAAUAACAAAAGAACGUUAUAUUAUAACUUCGCUCUAAUAAUAAACGCUUCCAAUAAUUAGACGCAUAAAAUGACAAUUUGAAAAAUAACAUUAGAGGAGUAUUUUCUUCUAUCGUUCGAUUAUGUACAGCUUAUUGUUAGAUAAGAGAAAAAAAAAAAAAAAGAACAAACAUUUUCGCCGAUGCGACGCGACAUUAUUAUCACAUUAAAACUAGAUUAGCUACGCACAAAACAAACGCUGCAUUAUACAUAAUAUAUUACGAGGAUGUAAGAAGAAAAAACAAUUGUAAUGUUUAAACGAGCAGUAUCGUGUAUGUAAUCUGUUUGUGUAUAAAAAAAAAAACCAAAAAAUAAAUAUCCACAUUAAAUGUAUUAAAAUAAUGGCACGUUGAUCAUCGUGUUUACGUAUCGAAAUUGAACUGCUUAUAUACGGAAACAUUUGUUUUUGCUUCUUUUUUUCUUUUUUAAACAUAUUUCUCUUUUUAUAUUACCAAAAAAUGCAUAAAUUAUUAUAUAAAAGUAUAUAAUAAUAUACAUAUAUAUAUAUAUACGUUAGUUUACAAAACUACAGACAGACGGCGCUUCGAACACUUGUGAACUAUCGAUAAUGCAGUUUUCAUCGAAACGUGUUGAUGUUUACAUACGUAAUAUAAAUGUGAUGCAUGUGAAUUUAAUAAUAUACAUAAAUUGAUGUUUUAUAAACCAAAGUAGGAUAAAAUGGGUAAAAGAUAUUAUUGUGAUUAUUGCGAGAGAUCAUUCAAGGAUGAUCCCGAAUCUAGAAAAAAACAUCUAUCUAGUUUUCAGCAUGCCAAAAAUCGAGCUGAUCAUUAUAGCUUUUACAAAGAUCCUGAAACAAUAUUGCAAGAAGAACAAGGAAAAAUACCGUGCAAAAGAUACAUGAGCAGCGGUGACUGCGCUUUUGGACGCAGUUGCAAGUUUUCUCAUUAUGCACCACCAUUGAUAUGGGAACUUCAGCGUAUUGUUGCAGCUAAACAAAUGGCAACGUGUCAGUUUAUACCUGAAGGUGGAUGGCCCGAUCCAGAUGACAUAGUUAAAGAAUUUUUUGUAGAUAUCACCAAUCCGGAGACUACAAAAGAAAUAACUUAUCCCAUUUGGGAGGUACCACCAGAAUUACAUAAUUAUCCAAACUUACCACCGUCGUUGUGGCCUCUCAAACCGGAAAGCAUAACUGAUUCCAAUUUUGGACAGUGGCUAUAGAAGUGUAAAUAGUUGACAUACUCUGCUUGAAAUAUGCUGUACAUAAAUAAUAAGAUAUUGCUUUAAGUAAGAUAAAUUAAAACAAGUAAGGUAAAAUAAAACUUCAUUACUCGCGAA